Molecule: messenger RNA, 1374 nt
Organism: Suillus discolor
Lineage: Eukaryota; Fungi; Basidiomycota; Agaricomycetes; Boletales; Suillaceae
Product: kinase-like domain-containing protein
Exons: 7
Coding region: 323-1216 (297 amino acids)
Biological process (GO): protein phosphorylation
Molecular function (GO): protein kinase activity; ATP binding
Source: RefSeq, a predicted model, not a curated record
CAGCCCACUGACAUACCACCGCUGACUGACAUGUGGCAGCGGUCUGCUGACACCCAGUCGUCGCCUGGUAAGAUAUGGGGACAACAUUAUAGACUAGGAUCUAAGCCACUGCAUCCGGGACCCAUGGCAGAUCUCCCAAGUACAACAAUACCGCCUGUCAUGUUUCUUCCCCCCCCCCCCACCGCCGAUAUCCUCUUCUACCGUAGGUUCGCGGCUACCCCAGUUACCCCUAGACCCUCAUGAUCUCCUUCGCUCAUCUUCCCAUACGCAUACGGUAUACGCUGCUCGUAAUAAUGAGCCUGACGAUCUCCCCAUUGAAGUAAUGCUUCAAGACCUCUCAAAAUAUAUUAUCAGGGACGGAGACUAUCCUGUUGCUCGUGGCGGAUUCGGGGAGAUCUGGAGGUGCACCUUGAACAACGAUCGUAGCUUGGUCAAAGUCGCAGUAAAAGCAUUACAGGUGUACGCUGAUGAUCAAAUUGGGGAAGCGAAGGCGAAAAAGAUCAAGAGGAUAAAGCGUGAAAUCAGGAUAUGUGCCAACCUCAAGCAUGCAAAUAUUCUACCAAUUUACGGUUAUACGCGUGGCUUCGGCCCAUUUAUAGCGAUGGUCAGUCCUUGGGCGGAGAAUGGUAACCUGACGGUCUAUUUGGAGCGCGAGGGUGCGGCUUUCACUCUCGUUCGACGAUUCCAGAUGCUAAGAGAUAUCAUAGCUGGUCUGCAGUAUCUUCACGCCAACAGUGUCAUCCAUGGUGACUUCAAUGGGCCUAAUGUGCUAAUCCGUGGUGAUGGCACUGCGUGUGUUGCUGACUUUGGUCUUUCCUUGAUGUAUUCCGAGGUCAUAAGCGCCUCUCAGGCUUCCUGGACAUCCACCCUCAAAGGAAACAUGCGAUGGAUGGCCCCUGAGCUACUUGUACCAGAGAAGGAGGAUGGAUCUCCAACUCGUCCGAGCGAGCAGAGCGACAUCUUUUCCUUCGGGGGUAUCAUGUUGCAGGUCCUCACUAACAAAAUCCCUUAUUAUUACCUCCCAAAUGACGCCGCUAUCGUCCUAUGCAUAGCUAGGUCGGAAACCCCCUCCAGAGCUCGUUAUCCUGAGCUCCUCGAAAAAUACUGGACAUUUAUGGAGCAAUGUUGGUCUACUGAUCCUCGGGACCGUCCAUCGACGGAGGGAGCUGAUGUGACGAUCAGGAAUGAAUAUUACUCGUUGUCCAGAGCUCGUUGAUUCUUGCACUUGACUUGCAUUCAAACAGUACAACUACUAGAUAGAUAAACCUAGGUACAUCUGUAUAGUAACGUAGGCUCACUCCAAGAUUUCUCUCGUAAUAUUGAAGCACAGCAAUGCUCUGUAGUUCCUAAAAUCAGGCACUACUAGUACUACUG